Messenger RNA from Cercocebus atys (sooty mangabey), 1566 nucleotides. Its product is annotated as cytochrome P450 2C3-like. The annotation marks the transcript as partial. The record is from RefSeq and is a predicted model, not a curated record. Gene Ontology annotation, cellular component: cytoplasm; intracellular membrane-bounded organelle. The transcript has 7 exons. NCBI's taxonomy places the organism in Eukaryota, Metazoa, Chordata, Mammalia, Primates, Cercopithecidae. Gene Ontology annotation, biological process: xenobiotic metabolic process. Gene Ontology annotation, molecular function: heme binding; oxidoreductase activity, acting on paired donors, with incorporation or reduction of molecular oxygen, reduced flavin or flavoprotein as one donor, and incorporation of one atom of oxygen; iron ion binding.
CUAGCAAAAGAUUAUGGCCCUGUGUUCACUGUUUAUUUUGGCAUGAAGCCCACCGUGGUGUUGCAUGGAUAUCAAGCAAUUAAGGAAGCACUGAUUGAUCAGGGAGAAGUAUUUUCUGGCCGAGGGAGUUUUCCAGUGAUAGAAAAAGUUACCCAAGGAUUCGCAUUAAAGAAAACCAAUGCAUCUCCCUGUGAUCCCACUUUUCUUCUGGGUUGUGUUCCCUGUAAUGUCAUCAGCUCCAUCAUUUUCCAGAAUCGUUUUGAUUACAGGGAUCAGAAAUUUCUAACCUUGAUGAAGUAUUUUAAUGAAAACUUUGAAACUGUGAGCAGCCCCUGGAUACAGCUCUACAAUGCUUUCCCCUUUUUACGGGUUCUCCCAGGAAGUCAUAAUGUGAUAUUUAAAAAUUAUGCUCUCCAAAGAAGUUUUAUUUUGGAGAAAGUAAAAGAACAUCAGGAAUCUCUGGACAUCAAUAACCCUCGAGACUUUAUUGACUAUUUUCUGAUUCAAAUGGAAAAGGUACAAUGUAAUUCUGAUUUGCUACUUUAUCUUUGUGGGGAUCCUACAAAUGGUACUUCAAGUUUUUUUCACUUCUCAUAAAUUCUGACUCCUGCCUUGCCAGCUAAAGUGCGGGAAGAAAUUGAUCAUGUGGUCGGCAAAAACCGAAGUGUGUGCAUGCAAGACAGAAGCCGGAUGCCCUACACGGAUGCCGUGGUGCAUGAGAUCCAGAGAUAUAUUGACCUCAUCCCCACCAGUGUGCCCCGUGCAGUGACUCAAGACAUUCGGUUUAGAGAAUACCUUAUUCCAAAGGGCACAACAAUCUUAACAGAUCUGACUUCUGUCCUGUAUGAUGACAAGGAAUUUCCCAAUCCAGAGAAGUUUGACCCUGGCCACUUCCUGGACGAAAGUGGCAACUUUAAAAAGAGUGAUUAUUUCAUGGCUUUUUCAGCAGGAAAAAGAAUUUGUGCUGGAGAAGGCCUGGCCCGCAUGGAGCUGUUUUUAAUCCUGACCACCAUUUUGCAGAAUUUUACCUUGAAACCUCUGGUUGAUCCAAAGGAUAUUGACACCACCCCAUUUCACAAAGGCUUUGGCACUGUACCACCCUUCUAUGAGCUUUGUUUCAUCCCAGUCUGAUGAAAUGUCUGGCUGCUAGAUUGCAGAGCAAGGCUGUUCAGUCCCAUGUGAAAAAUGCAGAUGAUUCCUUGCCUGUGUGUCAACCAUUAUCUCCUCCUAUCUUAAUAGGAGGAAGGCCAUCUCUGAGCCCUAUCUCUUUUGAUUGUAUCCAUCCUUCAAAAUCCAUUCCAAUUUUCCCUGUAUGAAAGAAAAUUUAUUGUUUCAUUUCCAAUAAAAUUAUGUUUGUAACACAAUCUUAAGAUCAUAUGCUACAUUUUAUCUGUAGUCAUAUGAAAUGGAAAGCACCCGAUAAAUGCCAUAUUUUGCUUUGCUACCACAAAUGAGAAAUCAGAAAUUAUUGCGUGAGAUUUUAAAAAAAUGUUGAAAGUAUUAAAACAUGAGCUUUAUUAAUCUCUCACUCCUAUCUAACUGUCUAGGCAAAUGAUCUCUUGACAG